Molecule: messenger RNA, 2535 nt
Organism: Heterocephalus glaber (naked mole-rat)
Lineage: Eukaryota; Metazoa; Chordata; Mammalia; Rodentia; Bathyergidae
Gene: Ccnd3
Product: cyclin D3
Source: RefSeq, a predicted model, not a curated record
CCUGGGACUCAAGGGCCCCUGGGUGGCGCAGACGCGGGUUUAAACGCAGGCCCUCUCCAGCUGUGGGACUCCGGACACCUCACCUCGCCCUACCUGCCUCAAUUUCCCUUUUGGGCACAGGGCACUGAGCCCACGCGGCCCGCCCUGCCUGCGGCGCUGCGGGUUGGAAUCCGCGUGGUUGUUUACGCCCUGAGGACAGCGCCCCCCUCCACCCCCGCUCCCCACUUCCUCCCCAGCUUCAAAGUCGCUGGGCGGCGCGGCUGUGUAAACACGUCUGCCCGCGGAGGCGGCCGCUGGUUUGUUUCGGGCGCUCGCCGGGACCGGAGGGGACGCUGUCCGCUCCCCAGGAGGUGCUGUCCCCUCCCCAAAGACGGGCUGGACUGCGGGGACGGCGGCUGUGCCCGCCCCAGGCUCCGGGAUCAGGUGUGUGAGGAGCAGCGCUGCGAGGAAGAAGUCUUCCCCCUGGCCAUGAACUACCUGGAUCGCUACCUGUCCUGCGUCCCCACCCGAAAGGCGCAGUUGCAGCUGCUGGGCGCGGUCUGCAUGCUGCUGGCCUCCAAGCUGCGCGAGACCACGCCCCUGACCAUCGAAAAACUCUGCAUCUACACGGACCACGCAGUGUCUCCCCGCCAGAUGCGGGAGUGGGAGGUGCUGGUCCUGGGGAAGCUCAAGUGGGACCUGGCAGCUGUAAUUGCGCAUGAUUUCCUGGCCCUGAUUCUGCACCGGCUCUCUCUGCCCAGUGACCGACAGGCCUUGGUCAAAAAGCACGCCCAGACCUUUUUGGCCCUCUGUGCCACAGAUUACACCUUUGCCAUGUACCCGCCAUCCAUGAUCGCGACAGGCAGCAUCGGGGCUGCCGUGCAAGGCCUGGGCGCCUGCUCCACAUCUGGCGAUGAGCUCACGGAGCUGCUAGCGGGCAUCACGGGCACAGAGGUGGACUGCCUACGGGCCUGCCAGGAGCAGAUCGAAGCCGCUCUCAGGGAGAGCCUGCGGGAGGCCUCCCAGACGGCCCCCAGCCUGGCGCCCAAAGCCCCCCGGGGCUCCAGCAGCCAGGGGCCCAGCCAGACCAGCACGCCUACAGAUGUCACCGCCAUCCAACUGUAGCCCCAGACAGGCCCCUAGCGGCCGCCAUGCAGCGGAGGGGCUGCCGCCACCCCUCUCUGCCUCUGGAACAGUCCUAGCCACAUCUGAAGACGGGGCUGGGUCCCCCCUUCCCCAUCUGCACUGUCAGGCUCCCAGCCAGGCGGGGGUCCAGCUGCUCCUCCCACCUUCGUCUGACCAACCCAGCUCCUUCCGUCUGGGCUCUGGUCCGGCGGGAUGGGAGCGGAUGAAUCCCUGCACCAGCAUCUUCUAGAGGCCACAUCUCUGGUGCUCUCGUUCAUAAUUAAAAUGCCCCAGUGCCUUCUAAGGUGUUGCCCCUUGUGGGGCUACUGUGUUUGGAUGGGCACUACGGGCACCCUGCUGCUCCUAGAGGGAAGGCCUAGCCUCGGCCAGAGUUCUCGCUUUGCUUUCUGCUCAGCUUUUCCUGUGCUUGGGGUUCGGUGCUGAAGUGGCCGUUUUAAUUUAUUACUGCUCUGAAUACAACUGUAAAGGGUGCAGUGGGCAUGCCUGCCCCUUGGGCGGUGGGAACCCUGGCGGUUGCUGCUUCUCUCCCCGCUGCUGCCGGCUACAGAAGCUUUGUGGCCCAGGAGCUGCUAUAGCCUGGGCAUGGGGCUGAGCCCUCCUCUCCCUCGGCCCCGUCCCUUCCUCCAGCAGGAAGUAUGGGCAGGGACGCCAGGGGUGGGGGAGCCCCCACUGGAGAGGGAGGUAAGCUCUGUAGACACAGGCCUUUCCUAACCAAUGCCACAAAGUUCAGGCUGGUGGCCUGGGACCACCAUGCUUCCUUAAUAAAAAUUCUGGAAGAAAAUUGCCUUUGGCUUCUGGGAUUUCACAGUGCUGUGGGUAAAAGCCUAUUUCUGGAAGGCAUGAGAUGAGAUGGAAGUCAAUUGUCUAAAGAAAGCAUGGCCUGGGCCGGGAUGUAGCUCAAUGGCACCGUGCCUGCCUGGCAAGCACAAGACCCUGAGUUUGAUCCCUGGUACAAAAAAGAAAGCAUGGAUUGUCAUUUCUGUAAUGAGCUUUGUGGGGCACACAGUCUGUCCAAACAGCCAGUUUCCUUAUGCAUUGCAUCACAUGGCUGAGCAAAACUGCAGAAUGGACCUGUCUGGCUUAUGGGAAAAGGGGGCUUAGGACAUGCAUCUUGAUGGGUGGGGUGCGGCUCAGUGGCAGAGCACUUCCUCAGCAGCUCCCCCAAAAACCUCUAGAUUUACAAGAUGACAUCAUUGUCUGGUGUGGUGGUAUACGCCUGUAAUCCCAGCACUCAGGAGGCUGAGGCAGGAGGAUCACUUUAGUUCCAGGCCAGCCUGGGCUACACCAGACCAGCCUGAACUACAUAGCCAGACCCUGUCUCAAACAAAAGAAAACCAAAAAACCCCACAUGGAUUUUACAUGUUAAAUGUGAAGGACAUAAAUACUGUAAUAAAUUCUGUUGGUUGUGGA